ACGCUACGGCCAGGCACAUUCACACAAAACGAAUACAAAAUCUAGUGUGAAUACAUACAAGCAAUAAUUUUUUCUGUGAAUUUUCUAAACAUUGAGACAAAAUGAAUUUACACCGAGAAAGGUUUUGAAAGAUAAAUCAACCGUAUGCUUUAAUGUAAAUUAACACGAUAGAAAAGUUUUUAAAGAAAAUGUAUAUAUAACCUAAUAUUUAGUGUAAACUUAUCAUAGUGGAAAAUUCACACGAAGGUGGUAGGCUGCCCCUAAGGUCUAAUGUGACUUUUCUUACAAUCUAAUGUGAAUUAACACGAUAAAAAAUUUUUUAAAAAAAUGUAAAUGCAACCGAAUAUUUAGCGUAAAUUUAUCAUAGCGGAAAAUUCACACGAAGGUGGUAGGCUGCUCCUAAGAUCUAAUGUGAAUUUUUUUAACAGUGUAAAGACUUACUACAAUAUGAACUGUCAGUUUUAAGAGCGUCAAUUAAUGGUCUAAAAACACCGUCACUGGAGUCCAAAUGGACCAAAUGGAGUCUAUAUGCAAAUGAUCAUAUUUCAUCUAGUCCGUCACAUCGUCGACAAGUCAAUGAUGGUAAUCAUAGAUCCUUACAAAAUUCUGACUUAAAUAAUGAAAAUGAUUUUUCAAAUAUUGAACAACGAGAAAAAAAUUCAGCGGAUAUUAUUUCUAUGGAAGAAUUGGUACCAAAUACUGGGGAAAUAUCAAGAAAUGAUCCACCAAUCUUAAGUGAUAUAUCUGCUCGUAGACGUGGACAUCGUGCUGAAGACAAAGCACUAUCAAAAAAAGUUAGGAGUUUUUAUAAAAAGCAAGAUAAUGUAAUAUCAUCAUUUGAACAAGCCGAACAUUUUAGUGACAAAAAUAAUGAUGAUGAAAAUGGAAAAGAAAAAUCUAGAAAUACAUUAAAACAUAAUAGAAAAUAUGUUAGUUAUCUAACGAAAUUAUCACUGGCUGUUAAUAUUUCUUUACUAAUGGCAAAACUCACUGCUGCUAUUAUGUCAAAGUCAUUAUCUGUUAUUUCAAGUGUAGUAGAUUCGGUAGUAGAUUUAGCAUCUUCAGUUAUUUUAUUUUGGGCAACACGAGCUAUCAAAAGACGUGAUCCAUUUCAAUAUCCACAAGGACGGACAAGAUUAGAACCAAUAGCAAUCGUCAUAUUAUCUAUUAUUAUGUGUUUGACUUCCGUACAAGUGAUACGAGAAUCAGCAGGAACUAUGGUAACUGAUAUUUCAAGUCUUAAAAAAAAUUCAACAUCCAAUACAGGACUCCACGAAAUAUUAAUGACCCCAAUUCCGAUUGCAAUAAUGUGUGCAACAAUUUUGUCAAAACUCAUAUUAUUUAUCUUAUGCAGGCGUGUAGCGAAUCCAACGUUAAAUGCUUUAGGACAAGAUCAUCGGAACGAUGUAUUUUCAAAUAUAAUUGCACUAGUAUGCGGUCUAGUGGGUUCUCAUGCAUAUAAGACGGUAUCUAUUCAUGCACUUAUUUUAACCGAUCCUAUUGGCGCAAUUAUCAUAUCUCUUUUCAUUUUGGUUAGCUGGUGGCGACAAGCGAAGCAACAAGUACAACGGCUAAGUGGUCAUACAGCUAAACCGGAAUUUCUUCAACAAAUAACGUGGAUUGCAUUUAAUCAUUCACCUUUAAUAACAAAAAUUGAUACUGUACGAGCAUUUUAUUUUGGAACUUAUUUUCUUGUUGAGGUCGACAUUGUUUUACCAGAAACAAUGUCCUUGAAAGAAGCGCAUGAUAUUGGCGAAGAUUUACAAAAGAAAAUUGAGAGCGUUCCGGAAGUUGAACGAGCAUUUGUUCAUUUGGACUAUGAAUUUAAUCACAAAGCAUCAGAUGAACAUAAGAUUGUUUGA
This is a messenger RNA of Didymodactylos carnosus, 1862 nucleotides long. The record is from the annotation of a GenBank genome assembly. NCBI's taxonomy places the organism in Eukaryota, Metazoa, Rotifera, Eurotatoria, Philodinida, Philodinidae.